AUGGAGCUGAGGGAAGGCAUGAUGGGUUCUCAAGCUUCUACUGAUGAUCUGAUGAAUCUCUCUCCUGGUGCUGUGACCCCAAGUGCUCAUCACAUCAAAUUGAUAAAUCAGACAGAGAUUAAUCAAUUAAGAGAGCAAGGCCUGUGCCUGAAAUGCAGAGUUAGAGAUCAUAUGAUUAAGAGCUACCUGUUCAAACCUCCCAGACACCCUGCCACUCUCAUGAUAGCUAAGAUGAUUUCCAAGCUGGUACUGAAUAAUGACAAUAUGGAUAUAAGUGAGAAUUCAGGAAAAAGAGUAACUUCAAUCAAAAGACACUGGAAGAAGUAA
This is a messenger RNA of Paracoccidioides lutzii Pb01, 327 nucleotides long. RefSeq lists its product as hypothetical. The transcript is spliced from 2 exons. The record is from RefSeq and is a predicted model, not a curated record. Bases 1 to 327 code for a protein of 108 amino acids.